This is a messenger RNA of Desarmillaria tabescens, 360 nucleotides long. RefSeq lists its product as uncharacterized. Lineage: Eukaryota; Fungi; Basidiomycota; Agaricomycetes; Agaricales; Physalacriaceae. The annotation marks the transcript as partial. The transcript has a single exon. The record is from RefSeq and is a predicted model, not a curated record.
UCAUGGUUUGCACCAUUCAUCAAUCCCAGUAUCUGCCAGCUGAUGCACUGGUUCUAUUCGACAACUACAAAGACCCUCAGUGAUCUCAACUGCCUCGUUAAUGAGGUUAUUCUUGCACCCGACUUUGCAGCUGUGGAUUUCAAGGACUUUGAUGCAAACCAUGAAGCGAAGCAUCUGGAUUCUGAUUCACCACCAGUGUUCGCAGCUGAUGGGUGGAUUAGGGAUCACGUUACACUCUAUCUUCCGCAGACUGGAGUAUGUCACGCAUCUGAGGAGGAGGCACCUACCCUCGAUAUUCCUGACAUUUGGCAUGGAUCCCUCCUUGACAUUGUUCGGUUGGCUUUUGAGGAUGCACCUUCA